This is a messenger RNA of Paramecium primaurelia, 611 nucleotides long. NCBI's taxonomy places the organism in Eukaryota, Ciliophora, Oligohymenophorea, Peniculida, Parameciidae. The record is from the annotation of a GenBank genome assembly.
CAAUUGACAAAACAAGAGAAAGUUAUAGAGUAUUAUAUGAUGUCUCAGGAAAAUUCAUAUUAAAAUCAAUCAAACCAGAUGAAGCCAAAUUCAAGUUAGUCAAAGUAACAUAAAAGAAAGUUGGACCAAACAAUGUUCCUUAUAUUGUUACUAAUGAUGCUAGAACUAUUAGAUAUCCAAAUCCUGAAAUUCAUGUUAAUGACACAUUAAAAAUUGAUUUGGAAACUGGAAAAGUUGUUGAUUUCUUAAAAGAAGAACCAGGUAAUAUAUAAAUAUAAUAUUUAUUAAGGAAAUUUAUGUUAUAUUAUUGGAGGUAAUAACAUUGGAAGAGUUGGUCUCAUUUAACAUAGAGAAAGACAUCUUGGAUCAUUUGAUAUUGUCCAUGUUAAAGUAUAAAUUAAUAAAGAUUAAUUAGGAUUCAAAUGGUAAACACUUCUCUACAAGAAUUAAUAAUAUCUUUACAAUUGGAAAAGGAAAGAAAUCCUUAAUUUCACUUCCAGAUGAUAAUGGUUUAUAUUUGACAGCUCUUGAAAAGAAAUAAGCUAGAGAACACCAAGAAGAAACCAAAUAAUAAUGAUCAUUCUAAAGUAUAGUACACAUUUACAUAAAAU